AUGUACAAUGCAAUUUCCUCGUAUGCUUUAUCGAUUGUUUUAGUCGGUGUUGGAGACGGACCAUGGGAAGACAUGAGGAAGUUCGAUGAUAAGAUCCCUAAGCGUGAAUUCGACAACUUUCAGUUUGUGAAUUUCACAGAGAUCAUGAUGAGAAACUCACCAGAGUCUGCCAAAGAAACUGCCUUUGCUCUUGCUGCUCUUAUGGAGAUUCCCUUUCAGUAUCAAGCAGCCAUCGAACUCCGCUUACUCGGGAACCCGACGGGCUCAGCUAAGACAGUAGUUCCGAGACCACCACCAAUUCCGUACACGCCUCCAACUAAUGCUGAACUACCAUCAACUGCAUCUCCUGAACAAACCCAGAGUUGCCCGAUUUGUCUGACUAACCGAAAAGACGUGGCUUUCAGCUGUGGCCACAUGACUUGUGGAGAUUGCGGAUCCAAAAUAUCAAGUUGCCCCAUCUGCCGAGUACGGAUCACUAGCAGGCUACGGCUUUACACAUGAUUAAUGCCCACAAACUGUCUUACUUUUCACGGUUUUACGCGUGAUAAAUGCCGACAAGCUUUAUUUAUGCACAUAAGAAACGUUUGCACAUACUGUCCUUCCCCUUUGUAGAAUCUACAGUUUGGUUUACCAACUGUCUCUGACAAUGUUCCACAAUCAGCAUGUACAAUGCAAUUUCGUAUGUACUGUAAAACAAUAACCUUGCAAGUAAGAAUGAAGAAGCAAUGUACAAAACAUGGGUUUUACACA
Camelina sativa (false flax) is the source of this 750-nucleotide messenger RNA. The record is from RefSeq and is a predicted model, not a curated record. NCBI's taxonomy places the organism in Eukaryota, Viridiplantae, Streptophyta, Magnoliopsida, Brassicales, Brassicaceae.